UUUUUUAUGUCUUUUUAACUCUGACAGUUCUUUCAAUUCAGGUAUUUUUCGUAAAACUUUUUAAUGCAAAAUAUAAGAAUAUUUUCAUUUGAUCACACAAUAUUCUCUCAUUCUGAUAAAAAUAUAAGUAUGUAGGUAUGUAUCCGUGUCCAUCUCAGUCGCUUCAGCUGUUUUACCAUGAAAUCUAAUAAAGCCAAAAAUAUUAUUUUUUGUAGAUCUACCAUAUUGGUCAGGAUUUUUAAAAGAGCACAUGGCUAAGCAAAGUUCCUAUAGCAAAGCAUCGAUUGAUCAAAAAAAUAUUUAAGCAUAAGUGACUAAUCGUACCUUCUUACAGACAGAAUCCUUGAACAUGACAGCCACAGAAGCACCAAUUAAGGCGCCCAAGGUGGAAUCAGCUAUUAAAGUAGUGUUAAGAACAAUGAAUCUAAACAAUACGAACGAACAAGAAUGGCUGGCUUUUGAGACUGUACUUGGACCUAAACAUCAAUAUGAAAAUGAGUGUGCUGCAGAAUCGUGUCAAUCAAGGUGUUACAAGACUAGUUGUGAUAGUGUGUGUACGGGAGAUACCUGUGCUUCUGGGUGCGUGGGAGUAAGCUGCAAUGCUGUGUGCAAGGCUUCAGGUUGUUUUGCUAUGGUAUGUAAAAGAGGAUUGCUAUCUUUUGUACUUCUUCAGCACGUGGCUAAUUUAUAUUUAUGAUUUCGUAACAGAAACUUCUUUUACUGUAAUUUACCCAAAAGAUAUGAUAAUAAUGCGGCGUAGUAACAUGACUACGACGUAGCAUCGUAACAAAAGAAAAUCAAAAUGUGACAUAAUUAUGCCCAAGUUCUCUGCAUAAACGUCAGUCUUUAAACAACUGUUUACUACGAACUUUCACGUUCAGUUAUCAAAGAACUGAGAUCUCUGGUCUUUUUUUUUAACAACGUCAAAAAUCGUCAAAUGAUCCUCCAGCUGUGGGUUAGCAGCGGUGAGAGAGUGUCAGACUCUUACUGACUAAAAACCGUCGUGUUCCGUCAUAGGCCUUUUAUGUACCAGGGCCGCAGUAACUUUUUCAAACAAACCCGCAGCCCCGGCAGGACGUCUCUGUGGCCUGAGGUUUAUAUAAUGGAAAAAUCGAGAGAUCGCCGAAAUGAGAUGAAUCUUUCAAGUUACAGAAUUAUUCCUAGAAUAUAGAAGAAAAUGUAUUAUUAAUGUAAUCUAUUAAAGAACAAAGUCAAAUGGUUCCUAUGUAAACGUCAAACGUUUAUUUUCAAUUUCAGUGCAUCGGCGAGCAAUGUUCAGCGAAGGUAUUUUAUUUUCAAUAUACUUCCUCUAGUUCCUACAUUGUUAGCGUACUGAGAAUUUUAGAUUUUAACGAAUAAUUCCUUUACAAAACCGCAACUUUUAUACAUAUUUCGAUUAAUCAAUUUAUACUAUGCAUACAGAUAUACCCACUUAAAUAUAACUAAGCUUUUUUAUUAUUUUUUUCCGACACUCAAAAGUUUGAUAGAAUUCACCUUCAAAAUGAACUAUCAACCAACUUAAGUAGUCUACUUCUGUUAAGUCUUUUUAUCGUCCCACUGCUGGGCAUAUUCCUCCUCUCACACGGAGAAGGAUUGAGCAUUAAUCACCACGCUUGCUCAAUGCGGGUUGGUGAUUUCAGACUAUAGUCCUCAAGAUGUUUUCCUUCACCUUUUUAUCAGCCAUUGGUGUCUAAGAUAGAAAGUACAUAUAUCAGUACUCUGGACUAUAAAGUCUGUAAUCUCCAAUGAUAGGAGGCCGCAGCCCAGCGUUGGAAUGAUAAAAAGGGCUGAUGAUGAUGUGUUUAAGCCAAAAAGUCAGACAGGCAGUCUUACCUAGGGGUAUUAGGUUGACCGGGUAACUGAAUUGAUUAGUCAGAUAGGCAGUCGCUCCUUGUAAAAUACUGAAAUUUAUCUGCGUUGUGUUAGACUGGAUGCCGACUCAAACAUAGCUGGGAAAAGGCUAGGCAGAUGAUGAUGAUGAUGUGUUUAAAAAAGACCAGCCCGUAUUUCUUUGUCCGAAAUGAAACCUACAUACGCGAGAAACAAAACUGCAUUCAUGUUGUCCUGCAUUGCAAUAUAUACCGAAGUGUACUGUAUAUAUUGUUUAUAUUGGAUUGCAGUGCGAAGGCCUGAACUGCGAGUCCAGGGUAUGUACGGAAUCCAAUAGUUGUAGUGUUUAUUUUGUUCAGUAGCUACCGAGAAUUUUAUUUGCAGCAACCUGAUUUUUUUUGUACAUUUUUCAUCAAUUAUAUUGGAAAAUAGCUUUUUAAUUCUGUUGAUUUUUGAACAUAAUUUUGUUUAGCGGGAGUUUAUGUUACAAAAAUAUAUAUCCGUUUUCUAUUUAUUUUUUUAAAACGAAGUGAAAUUUUAUCAAUAUCGGUAAUUAUAUUACAGGAAUCAUUAAAUAUAUUUCAGUUAAAAUGACACAUAUUUGAACUGUUUUUGAGCACAAAAUAUUUAUUUUAGUCUAGUAAUAAUAUUAACAUUACCAUAUUUUUGGCCCUUUGUAUUGGUUUAAUUAAAUAGUGAAAUUUUAACAAUAUCAGUAUAUUACAAGACUAGUUAUCUAUAAUAUGAAGUUAAAUGUAGUGUAGACAUAUUUUAUCCGUAUUAAAAAACUGUAAAACGAUCCAUAUUAUAAUUACGAACAGUUUCAAAAGAGUCAAGAGACAGAGCGUCCAUUAUAUGCAUCAAUAAGAAUUAACGAGGCGUUUCUUUUCCAAUAUUUUCUGUACAAUAUACUGUCAUUGCUUCGAACAUUUUUAAUGGAAAGUUAAUAACUGUUAAUAAAUUACUAUUGAAAGUAAAAUUUUACGGGAAAGUGGUCUGUUUUUGUUCUUUUUGCAGUGUUGGGGCAAGAAUUGUGAAGCAACUGUGAGUAUUCUAAUGCUAACUGUUUCACGCGGUUUUGCUCACGUACUGUGGAAUCUUCUUGUAUUCGUAUGAAAUAUACUAUAUGUCAACCGGGCAUAGUUAAGCCUUAUAUCAGUGAAAUAAUUUUUCAAAAAGUAGUUUCGGAGCCUUACAAAAAAACCAAAAACUCCUCAUUAUUAUAUAAGUAUAAAAGAAUAGAUUAUAAAGUGGAAAACAUGAGUGCUAUUUAUGAUUUUAUAUUGAAGAGUUUAUUUGUUGGAACGAGCUAACCUCGGGAAAUACUGGAUCACUUUUUAAAAUAUUUUCAGUGUUAGAUCAUUUAUCCGGGUGCGGAUAUGCAACUGUUGGAGAAAGCUAGUAUAUUUUAAGUUCUCUGGUUUCUCAGUUAGAUUAUUGGCAGUUUCUUUUUCCCUCAAAUAAAGUAAUUUUAAAAUCAUACAAGAAUAUAGCAACAUGUAGAAAGAAAAAUAUUGUGUGUUCCACAAAGCUGUCGAACACACAAUAUGUUUCUAUCGUAAAAGAGAUGUGUCAAUAUUAUAUAAGAAUCAUGUUGAAUAAAUAUUCGAUAUUCGUGCGUUCCUUUAUAUUUGUAGCUAGGUAAAUUUUUGCGGGUUUCCUUGUCUUGCAGAUAAAAUCUGUAUUUAAUUCUAGUUGCCUAGCAAACUUCGUAUCGUUUAAACAUUCUCUGGACUUCUGCAAACAUUUUUAAACCAAAAUAAGGCAAAUUGGUCCAGCCAUUCUUGAUUAGUAUAAGAAGCUGAAGACUUUAUAUUUAUUGUUUUUCUGAACGUGCUAAUCUCAGGAACUACUGGUCCAUAGCCCAUUUAUUGAGAAAGGCUAUAGGUAACUUUUUGUCCGAGUGUGUCAAACAGUUCCCACGGGAUGCAAGUGAAACUGCGGGCGGAAACUAGUAAAAUAUUGUCUCAUUAAUAAUUUACAGAAACAUCUAUGAAAAUAUUUUCCGCUAUCCUGUAUAUGACGUUCAUUAUAAAGUUUUCAUGUAACUUGUUUCGGACAAUUAAUUUCGACAAAGAAUACAUAAUUAAUAUGGGCUUGAUAUGACAUCACUUAUAAAUUAUAAAAUUCGAAGCUUAUUUUUUGUAGGCUUUUUAAUUGUCAGUAUGAAAAAUGAGCUGUUCCGUGUAACUGGUUUGGAUAAAUUGUAGGCAGUACUAUGACUCUAUUUUUAUUAAUUUUUUUAUUAAUGUGAAAAAGUAUUUUAAAAAUAUUUUCUUAUAUAUACCUGUAGUUAUAUAACAAUCUAUAGAGGGUAUGGGCAUUAAACACCAUAUUUAGGAACUAGCUUCCGCUUGCGGUUUUAGCCACGUUCCUUGAAAAAUACUCCACGGAAACCGAUGAAAAGUAGCCUAUAGCCUUCCUGGAUAAAUAGGCUUUCUGACAAUCAUUUUUUUUUCAAAUCCUACAAGUUAUUCCAGAGAUUAGCACAUAUAAACAAACUCUUCACCUUGAUAACGUUGAUACUUGUAGAUUACCUUGUAACUAAGACAGUGACAUUGUAACAUUUUCAGUGCAAAAUGCUCUCGUGCGCAUCCACGGUGAACGGCGGCUCGAGCAAGUUAAACAACGCGACCUGGAACGACUUGUACCCUCAAUACGACUACAGGUUCUCCAACCCUGAUGUUCCUGAUGUCCGUCAGCAAGGACAGGCAGCAGCACCACCAGAAUAUGAAGAAGAAUGAAGAAGAACAUGGAAGACAAAUCCUUUAAUAAAUAAAAACUAUAUAAAAGUAGACACAUAAAAGUCAUAACACACACAAGCAUACACACAAACGCACACACCCAUUCACACCGACACUCACAUGUACACUAAUUUAUAUGUUUUUAAAUAUAAUUAUAAUUUAUUAAUAAGCUAGUAUAGUUAUCGGCACGAAUCUUGAGCUCUAACCUACAUCUGCGCAAAAGUGAUUUAUUAGCAAAGAACCAAUCCUGAGUGACGGCUAUAGCCCGCCCCCGCGCCUCACUUCAUACCACAUAAGGGACCCAAUAAAUUACUUCUGCGAGGUCAGAGCUCAAGAUUUGUGCCGAUAACUAUAGUAAAACUCUCCUACUUUUUCUUUAAGCUAAGCCUAUAGGGUCCAUACUGUCACUAAUCUAAAUGUACCACCUGUUAUAACAUAUGGAAUGCUAAUAAAGAAUAAAAUUGUGUAUUGAGAAUAACUCCUUAGUGGUUUCCCUACCGUUAUGAUGGCGAUGUACCUAUGUGUGAUGUAUUAGCUACCGAGCCUUUUUCCCAUCUUCGUUGGGGUCGGCUUCCAGUCUAACCGAAUGCAGCUGCCACAAGAAGCGACUGCAUAUCUGACCUCCUCAACCCAGUUACUUGAGCAACCCAUACCCCUAUCUGUGUAUGUACCUAUAUGUAAUGCAAUUUAUAAAGAAAAUAUUUAUAAUUUGUCCCUUACUCACGUUAUAUGAAUGCGAAAGUUUUUGCGAAAGUCGCACUUUCAUGCUAAAAUUACUUAGGACCAAGUUCCACCACCAAUUUAAACGUCAAUUUUCUUAAAACAACUUUUUAAUCAAAGUAAAUAGUUGUGUCAUGA
Molecule: messenger RNA, 5432 nt
Organism: Helicoverpa armigera (cotton bollworm)
Lineage: Eukaryota; Metazoa; Arthropoda; Insecta; Lepidoptera; Noctuidae
Exons: 6
Coding region: 350-697 (115 amino acids)
Source: RefSeq, a predicted model, not a curated record